AUGGACCCGCUCCGCUCUAUAGAUCUUGAGGAGAACAAGCGUCGCAUGAGGAAUGGGGAGCUUUACCAUGCCUUCACCCCCGACCUUAUUGCCGAUCGCAAGCGCUGCCGCUUGGCCUGUGACGCUUAUAACAGGGCCGGAGAUGUCCCGCGUCGUAUACUUGUCGAACUCUUCCAACUGAUACAAGACGACAAAACCCCUUUGCCUCCACCGGCUCAAACCUCUGAAGAUGACGAAGAUCUCCUCGGUGAGCACAUCUGGUGCGAUGCUCCCAUCAGGAUGGAUUACGGACGCAACGUCAAGUUCGGGGACAAUGUGUACAUCAACAGCAACAGUACCUGGAUCGAUACUUGCCUCAUCACUGUGGGUGCUCGUACCCUGAUCGGACCAAACUGUUCCUUCUACUCCGGUACACACCCAACGGAUCCCAAGCUUCGGAACGGCAACAAGGGCCCAGAAACCGGUGCGCCCAUUACAAUUGGCGAGGACUGCUGGUUCGGAGGGAAUUCCAUUGUUCUUCCCGGGGUUACCAUAGGGCAAGGCUCAACCAUUGGGGCCGGAAGUGUUGUGACCAAGGACAUUCCGCCUUACUCCGUUGCGGUGGGCAAUCCAGCGAGGGUCGUGAAAAGCGUCGCGCCUUCAGCAGAAGCAGAGGCUACGCCUGGUUCUGUGUCGUCGACAUGA
Molecule: messenger RNA, 684 nt
Organism: Neoarthrinium moseri
Lineage: Eukaryota; Fungi; Ascomycota; Sordariomycetes; Amphisphaeriales; Apiosporaceae
Exons: 3
Coding region: 1-684 (227 amino acids)
Molecular function (GO): acetyltransferase activity
Source: RefSeq, a predicted model, not a curated record